AUGAAACUCGUCCAGUCUCACCUCGCUCUCGCUCUCAUUGCCGCCGUCGAAGCCGCCAAGCAUGGCCACGGGCAUAGCCACGGCCACGGCCAUCGCGGCCAUUCCAUCGACGCUCCGCUCGAGAAACGAGGCGGAUCCUGCCAGUUUCCCUCGGAUGCAGGACUGGUGGCCGUUACGCCCAAUCUGCUGAAUGGUGGGUGGGCCAUGAGCCCCGACCAGAAGUGUACGCCAGGAAACUACUGUCCCUACGCCUGUCCCCCUGGUCAGGUGUCCAUGCAGUGGGACCCCGAUGCGACGUCGUAUAGCUACCCCAAGUCCAUGAACGGCGGUCUCUACUGCGACGAGGACGGAAACAUCCAGAAGCCCUUCCCGGAUAAGCCGUACUGUGAGGAUGGCACAGGUGCCGUGGGGGUGCGCAACAAGUGUGGCAGCGAGGUCGCGUUCUGUCAGACCGUGCUGCCCGGUAACGAGGCCAUGUUGAUCCCGACUCUCGUGCAGGAACUGGCUACGCUCGCGGUGCCUGGUCCCAGCUACUGGUGUGAAACGGCGGCGCACUUCUACAUCAACCCGCCUGGAUAUGGCGCUGAAACUGCCUGCGUCUGGGGCACGUCUUCCAACCCGUACGGAAACUGGUCACCGUACGUGGCGGGCGCCAAUACCGACAGCAACGGCAACACGUUCCUGAAGAUCGGAUGGAACCCGAUCUACCUGGAGCCGACGACGCCGUUCCGCAACGAGGUGCCCUCGUUCGGCGUCGAGAUUGAGUGUGAGGGCGGUGGCUGCAACGGAUUGCCCUGCAAGAUCGACCCGUCCGUCAACGGGGUCAACGAGAUGGUUGGCAGCGCGGUGGACGGGGCCGGCGGCGCAGCGUUCUGUGUGGUGACCGUGCCCAAGGGAGAGAAGGCCAACAUCGUCGUGUUCGAAACGUCCGGCGGUAGUGGUGGCAGCAGCCAUACCUCGUCGAGCAGCGUGGCCCCGUCUACCAGCUCCACCGUCGCCAGCAGCACUAGCACUAGCACCAGCACCAGCACCAGCUCGACCAGCAGCAGCGCAGCCACGAGUGUCCCCGCGACGACCUCCUCCACCAAGAUCAUCCACACUACGUCCGCGACCGCCACGUCGGCGCCCAGCUCGGCCAUGCAAAUGCCAUACAGCCACCCUCCGUUGUUUGGCGGACCCAGCUACACCUACAAGCCGGGGAUCCUGAUCGAGACGGGCAGCAGUGGCGGGGACUCGGCGCAGGCCAUGUCGACGAACACGCCGGAGCCCAGCAAGGUGUCGGACGAGAACGCAGCCAGUAGCAUGAAGGCGUCGAUGCUGGGACUGGUGUUGGGGGUUGCAGCCGCGAUGGUUUAA
Molecule: messenger RNA, 1356 nt
Organism: Aspergillus terreus NIH2624
Lineage: Eukaryota; Fungi; Ascomycota; Eurotiomycetes; Eurotiales; Aspergillaceae
Product: SUN domain-containing protein
Exons: 3
Coding region: 1-1356 (451 amino acids)
Source: RefSeq, a predicted model, not a curated record